UCCUUCCUCCGCUGCUCCGCUACGUGAGGUCGACUCGGAGGGAGGCGUACGUCGUGAAGAAAUCAUUUUAAAAACAGGGAGACGAAGGCAGAAAAACACCACCUACUCCCCCCAUCAAGCUGCCCCAGGAGCAGUGAAGUGUCUUAAUGGCAGUUCGUCGAGGACACAUCAAGUACUUGAAAGAGGUGUAUGACAUGUCGAACGGUUAUGAAGACCACAUGGGAGGGGACGAGGGGAAGGACUCCAAGACCAACCUGAUCGUGAACUACCUGCCUCAGAGCAUGACGCAGGACGAGCUGCGGAGCCUCUUCAGCAGCAUCGGGGAGGUGGAGUCCGCCAAGCUGAUUCGAGACAAAGUCGCAGGCCACAGUUUAGGGUACGGAUUUGUUAACUAUCUUAACCCUAGUGAUGCAGAAAGAGCUAUCAGUACACUGAAUGGACUAAGGCUACAGUCCAAAACUAUCAAGGUUUCAUUUGCUCGGCCCAGCUCUGAUACAAUAAAAGAUGCCAACCUGUAUAUCAGCGGUCUCCCAAAGGCCAUGACCCAGAAAGACGUGGAGGACAUGUUUUCAUGUUUUGGGCACAUCAUUAACUCCCGAGUACUUGUAGAUCAGGGUACAGGUGCGACAGGUGUGUCCCGUGGCGUGGCUUUUAUCCGGUUUGACAAACGGGCGGAGGCGGAGGAAGCCGUCAAGAGCCUGAAUGGCCAAACACCACCGGGGACCGCCGAGCCAAUCACAGUGAAAUUUGCCGCCAACCCUAACCAGGCGAAAAACACACAGCUCAUUUCUCAGCUCUACCACAACCAAUCCCGACGCUUCGGGGGGCCAGUACACCACCAGGCACAGAGGUUCAGAUUUUCCCCCAUGAGUGUCGAUCACAUGGGUAGCAUGGGAGGUGUCAGUGUCCCCGGCACCUCAACCUCCGGCUGGUGCAUCUUCAUCUACAACCUGGGCCAGGACGCCGACGAGAGCCUCCUGUGGCAGAUGUUCGGCCCCUUCGGCGCCGUAACCAACGUCAAGGUGAUCCGAGACUUCAACACCAACAAGUGCAAGGGCUUCGGCUUCGUCACCAUGACCAACUACGAGGAGGCGGCCAUGGCCAUCGCAAGCCUGAACGGCUACCGGCUCGGAGACAAGAUACUGCAAGUGUCCUUCAAGACCAGCAAGGGCCACAAGUAGAGAGAGCUGGACAAUCAGGUGUAGAGGAGACGGGGGAGGGAAAUUACCUGCACCAGGCUUUUAUUUGAGAGAGCUAAAGUACGAGUUUGCAAAGUCUGGCACAUCUGUUUGGGUUUUAGUGUACUACGAGUGAAAUGAGACUCUUCUGCACCUUUUGUUACUGGUCUAAGGCUGACUUAAUGUUAUUUUGAUUGUUCUGUUUCUUUUUGUCUUUAUUCUCAUGCUUGUGGCUUGAGGACACUCAGUGGGUUUUUUUGUUUUUUUAGGGAGAAGAUGUUGAGUGCAAAAGCUACGCAAGAUAUCUUCAAGAUAAAGUUCGAAAAAUUAUCUAAUCUGAAAUACUGUCAGUAUCUAUUGCAUGUUUAACUGUGGGGACUAGAAUAAAAGAGGAAGGCGAUGGGUGCACUGAAAAUCCAGAAGCAUAAAUAACGACCUGAAAAUAGUUCAAAAAGUGUCUAAAAUUUGACAAUUAUGAAUCUACAGACGGGGAAACCACGUUUGGCAAUGAGCUGGUGGUUGUUUUCUUUUGGGGAAGCAGUGUUUUGUCCUGGUUCCUCAUCAGAAUUAGAAAUAGAUGCCUUAAAUGAUCAUCCAGUGACGCAGACUAAACAACCACUCACCGUCUGGAGUCAUUCUAAAACAAAAAAAAGCAAAGCACUUUUAAUCAGUCUGUUCUAGGUUUCUAUGUAUAUCAGUCAUUGUGAUGUUGAUCUACUUUUUCCUCACCCUCCGACCAGAUUAACAGUUUAGAACAUGACGAGUCUUGGAGGGAGAUGUUUUUUUUUGAUUUAGUUUUUUGUUUAUCCCUGUGUAAGUUGUCUUUUUAUUCUAAGUUGCAUCGCAGCAGAAUCCUGUGAAAAUGAUGAGUAGGGAAUUGAAAUGGACCAAAGACAGGGAGAGAUUUGAUCCUUAAGCCCCAGAGCAGAUUUCCACGAGGUAAAAAAUCACACUUUUAUUUUUAAGGAGGUACUGAGGUUAUAUCUGAUGCUGACUGAGAGCAACUUCAUUCAUGCUCAGUUUGCCGUUCUGUUUCGUUUUUACUUUGAUUUUGAGUUCUUUUCUUUUCCUUUUAUAGCUUUAGAUUUGUAUUCAUUACAAUGUAAGUUACAAACUUGUUUUAAUGAGUGCUCAUCUCAAGUUUGGAGAGAGAUUAAUGGCCUUUGUUAAUGAUUACAGUUUAGACUUGCUUUUCUUUUCUUUUUGUUUUGGUUGUUUCACUUUGAACAUAAACCAUUAAAUUUUAUUUUGUUUUGCUGAAA
Messenger RNA from Limanda limanda (common dab), 2440 nucleotides. RefSeq names its product ELAV like RNA binding protein 1a (gene elavl1a). Bases 147 to 1181 code for a protein of 344 amino acids. The transcript has 7 exons. Lineage: Eukaryota; Metazoa; Chordata; Actinopteri; Pleuronectiformes; Pleuronectidae. The record is from RefSeq and is a predicted model, not a curated record. Gene Ontology annotation, molecular function: RNA binding. Gene Ontology annotation, cellular component: ribonucleoprotein complex.